This is a messenger RNA of Hibiscus syriacus, 1228 nucleotides long. Its product is annotated as protein APEM9. The record is from RefSeq and is a predicted model, not a curated record. Gene Ontology annotation, biological process: peroxisomal membrane transport. NCBI's taxonomy places the organism in Eukaryota, Viridiplantae, Streptophyta, Magnoliopsida, Malvales, Malvaceae. The transcript is spliced from 7 exons. Bases 77 to 1126 code for a protein of 349 amino acids.
AGAUAAAUUCACAUCAUCUAAGCCAUCCCGUUCUUUCACUAUCUUCAUCUUACCCUAAUUUUAUCGGACGAGCAAGAUGGCUGACGCAAUUUGGGCAGAGAUUGAGCGUUCCGAAAGUUUCCUGGUUUGCUCCAUGUAUGAAGAGGCUGCAUCCUUAGCUUCCUCCAUAAUAAAGAAAAUAGGCCGACCCAAGCAUUCCGUUGAUGAUGAUUUUGAGUUUGAUUUGUAUGAAGCCAUGGAGGCCGCUGGUAUGGUCUUGGUUCAGUCCUUGAAACAACUUUCGAGGACAUCUACGAUUCUGAAUGAGCUCAAAACUUUGUUUGUUUCAGUUGAAGCAAUCCCUGUUCAAGUUCUUCUUAUUGGUGUAUGUUUCCAAAUAUCAGAAGGUUCUACUUUAGGAGCCAAAGAAUUUCUUGAGGAAUUUAUAAGCAAGUGGAAAUACGUGGACGAACAUUAUUAUGUCCUUGCUAGUGCUGAAAGAAGUUUGAAUUUCAAGGAAGGAAGUGAUAGUUAUUUUGUCCUGGGAACUGAUACGUAUAUUCAAGUUGUUGAGCUGUAUGCUGUCAUGCUUCUUGGAACAGUUUCCAGUGAUGUCGAUCUUGCUAUCUCUUGGGUCAAGCAAGCUGCUUUGCCAGAGAAAAACCGACAGGAACUUUUGAGAAGAUUGCACUCCCUAUAUUCCACAAAGGUAACUCAUUUAUCACAAGGCUCCUUGUCACCUUUGCCUCUAGCAAACCAUGAAUCUCAUUCUUCUGCUAAGGGGUCAAAUGUGUCUGAGGGGACAUCGAGAGGAUUACAGGCCAGCUACCUAAUUAAUGGAGAGAAAGAUUUAAAGCAGUCCAAUUUGAAAUUGUACAGACAAUCACAUGGCUUUUUAUCUUGGUUUCGUAAUAUCACUUUGAAGUUUGGUAAUCAUCAGAUGGUCAUAUCAAAUGGUAACAUUUUGAUUGGCUGUCUCAUCCUUUUCGUAUAUUACAUCAUUCGAAGGAAAGGAGUCUCUUUACAGAGGAUUGUUAAGAGACAAGCUUUGUUUGUGAGGAAGCCUUUGGUGGACUUGUGGGAACUUGCAUUUUCGUACCAAGUAAAUCCGCUUGCUGCUAUUCAACCCUUGACUGCAGCGAGCUGAUGAACCGACACCAGUUGCGAUCGAGACGGAUAUCAAUGAAAGUUUUAAUCACUGCUCCUGCAACUUAAUUUGUUUUACUUCACAUUCAGUUGUCUUCCGCUG